Messenger RNA from Oryzias latipes (Japanese medaka), 5403 nucleotides. RefSeq names its product protein phosphatase 1 regulatory subunit 9A-like A (gene ppp1r9ala). Gene Ontology annotation, biological process: calcium-mediated signaling; neuron projection development; actin filament organization. NCBI's taxonomy places the organism in Eukaryota, Metazoa, Chordata, Actinopteri, Beloniformes, Adrianichthyidae. Gene Ontology annotation, cellular component: actin cytoskeleton; dendrite; postsynaptic density. Gene Ontology annotation, molecular function: actin filament binding. The record is from RefSeq and is a predicted model, not a curated record.
AGGGAAACGCGGCUGGAGCGGGGAAUGAUGGCGGAGAGACAGAAGACCCAACAACUUCUUUAAAAGAAAAAAAAAGACAGUAAAACCAGGUUCUUGUGCAAGUUUUUUUUUUACCCGAGACGAUGAAACGGACAGUUAAGCCGGCGACGGUGCUCCAGAAAACCUCCGCCUGACCCACUGCACCGCUGCCGCGAAGCCACCCGUAGGUUCCCCAUCAACCUGCGCGCUCUGCCUUUAAAACCAUUGGAUUAUUGUGCUACGGCUAAUCAAUAAGAAACAUGAUAAAAGCGGAAACUAAAGGGGAGAGGACCCUAAGGAGUGCAUCCCCUCACAGAAACUCCUACAAGUCUGACUUCCACGCCAUUAAAUGCUCCUUUGAUGGACUAAAGCCAGAGGGACCCUCCAAAACCCUUGCAAAUGGAUCUACGGACACCCGGGAGGAGUCCAGGGGGAGACCUUUUGGCACCAGGGUGAACAAGAUAAAAAACAUUUUCCUACAAAUGGACGGUCAGCUUCAGGAGGCCCAGGAGGGGAAGCCAACCCUUAAGUCAGAUGUUCCCCAGGCCUCCCCACCAAAGAUGCCGUUUCCUGUUGUCACUCAAAGGGUUAGCUUCAACAGCGCUUCAAGCCCCGAGUCGCACAGUGCUGAUAAAACAUCCAAAGGAGAAGAUGCGGAGAUCGACAAGGUGGCUUUGGCAGAAAAGUUCUCCGUGACCAGGAAGCUGUUUGAAAGGGGCACCAAAGAGCCGCCUGCAGCCGAAAAGCAGACUCCAAGCAGGGUGGUAAACCGUUUAUCCCUCGGAAGCUCCUCUGAUGAUGGGAAAAGUGGAAGGAGAACUUCAGGAUCCAUAGAAACUCCUAGUAAAUCUGAGCAAACUGUUGCAUCACCCCUUAAAAGUCCUUCAGAGGAUGCAGCUGAUGAUGCAAAAAAGCAUUUGUCCAAAACACAGUUAAAUGUAGGGCCUAUAUCAAUGCGCUUGGAAAACCAUGCAGCUGAAAACGCAGAUGGUGGGAAAGGAGGAUUGUUGUCUUCUAAACACAGUACCACUGAACGCACGCAGCCGGCUUCUGUGAUGGAAGCCUCAGAAUUCUCAUCUAUGAUGUCCAGUAAAAGCAAGGACAGUAAAUCUGCUUCUUUGGGGUCGAGCGUUGUGUUGAAAUCCACAGUCCAUGGUAGCAGCCCAACAUCUAAAUCUGAUUCUUUGUCAACUGAUGCCACUCACAAACCCCACUCAGCAGAGGAAAUUGCCACAACCACCCACGGCAACAAGCUCUCUUCUGUCAAUGGCUUAAGUCGGACAUCUGUUGGUGGGGAUGGAGGCAAAUCACAUAGCACCCCCCCAAGGGAUGGGAAACAGCCUUUUCCAACAGCUGAUGGCCCGCAGAACGCCAGCAGGGACAAAACCCCCGAAAGAGCCCAAAGGGAUGAUGAUGUAACGCUUAGCCCCAGAGGGGACAAAGCAACCAGCCAGACGUCGUCACCGAGCUCCAAAGGCCCCGGCACGGUCCGGGCUGAGCUGGUCGUGGUGCAGAAUGAAUCCUCGGAAAGUGAAGAGAACGAGGAGGCAAAUAAUGAUGAUGACGUGUUUGAAGAGGAGAAAGAGCAACAACAGGACGACGACGUCAGAAGGAGCUUUACGCCAGAAAAAGUGAAGCUCGACACAGUUAACCAAGUCACUUCGCUGGAGGGAAUUAAAAAAACACAAAGGGCAACUGAUGUGGUUGACGAGGCUUUAGUUCUGAAAGAAAAGAGAAGAGAAGACAGUUUGGCUGUGAGUCAGGAUGAUGAAGAUGAGACAUUAGAGGAGCAGGAGGACCUACAAAGUCAUGGACGAGCUUCUCCUAUAGUCUGCGGCAUUGAGAAUGCAGCAUUCAUGGACGACAAGGACGUAGAACAGAUGCUGAGGGAAGAAGAGGAGGACUAUGAAGAUGAGGAAGAUCAAAUGUAUAAGGAGGAUGAGUACUGCUAUGAGGCCCCUGGUUUGUCAGAAGAAGAUGAGCCUCCCUCUAAGAGAAAAAUUCAGUUCUCCACGGAUCCCAUUCUGAUCUUCAGCACCUUCUCCAAUGAAGACUAUGAUCGGCGCAAUGAUGACGUUGAUCCAGUUGCAGCAUCUGCAGAGUAUGAGCUGGAAAAGAGAGUGGAGAAGAUGGAUGUGUUUCCUGUGGAAAUUCAGAAAGGAGACAAUGGCCUUGGCAUUAGUAUCAUUGGAAUGGGAGUUGGAGCUGAUCAGGGUCUGGAAAAGCUUGGCAUUUUUGUGAAAACUAUAACCCAGAAUGGAGCUGCUGAGAAAGAUGGACGAAUCCAGGUGAAUGACCAGAUAGUGGAAGUGGAUGGUGUCAGUCUGGUAGGAGUCACCCAGCUGUUUGCUGCAACUGUCUUAAAGAACACCAAAGGCACUGUCAGCUUCCUGAUUGGUCGAGAGAAGCCAGGAACUCAAAGUGAGGUGGCCCGCCUCAUAAGCGAAACCCUGGAGCAGGAGAGAACCCAGCAGCAGCACCAGAACCUGGAUGACCCAUAUGAGCACUCCACCGAGGAGGAGGAGCGAUAUGACGAGGAGGAGGACGUGAUAGAAGAAAGGAUUUUGGGAUCCAAUUUUUCUCCAGGGCGGAAUGUGGAGGUUUUUGAGCUCCCUGAGUCAGAGGCCAUGUUCAUGCCAACCAACAUGGACGGCUCUCAGAUGUCUUUCAGAUUCAAAGAGCUGCAACUUAAACACAGCAUUGCAAUGGAUGACAUUAAUCAGCUAAAAUUAAAGGUGCAUGAACUGGAGGAGGAGAAAUCUUUGUGGGGGACCAGGGUGUCUGCCCUGGAGCAGAAGAUUGACGACAGUAACGACAAGAUCCAAAAGCUGGAGAGCUACUGGCUGGAGGCCCAGGCUGUGUGUAAGAGCGUAAACGGACAGCUAGCUGAGACCCAAGCGCAGUAUGAGACUUUGGACAAGAAGUACAACAAAGCUAAGAAACUUCUGAAGGACUAUCAGCAAAAAGAGAUAGACUUUGUGAAGAAAGAAGAGGAGCUGAAAAAGGUUCUAGAGGAAAAAGACAGGUGGUAUAAAGAGCAGCUGGAGAACCUACAGAACAGAAUUCCUGUCCUAGAGGACAGAGAGGCUCCAGGUGUGGAAGGUCAGAGUGGUGAGGAUUCUGCUACAGAGGAGAGACGAAGCAGCCAAGACUCGGUUACAAACACUCAGUCUACUGAUUCGCUGCUUGAACAAGAAUGGAUCGAGUCCAUCCCCGAAACCAAGCGCCUGGACACCAGCGUACACAGAGCCAAAGGCCAGUUGGCUCAGAUGGCUAAGCGUCAGCCUCCAUCCCGGAGCAAACUGAAGGAAAGCUUUGCUGUGGCUUCAUCCUACUCUCAGGAAACGGAAGAGGAGGACAAGCAGGAGGAGCUGGAUUCCUCCAGCAGUCGGAGGUCCACUGGGGAGAACCUGCUUCUCCCAGUUAGCGCCUGUUAUCCUGGGAGUGGACGGAAAGAUGAUCCGAACAUCAGCACUGACGCAGUCAGGAGUAACGUGGAGCUCUCCAGCAGCCCGUCUUUGUCCCCAUCACAGGGAGAAAGUCCUGAAAGCAGCAGCCCCUCUUUGUCCCCUCCCAAACACGCAUCCUCACCCCAGUCCCCCACCAGCUUCAUCCGCAAGAAGAGGGAGUCCAAAGGCAAGACAAAGGAGCCGAAAGAAGACUUUGGUGAAACUUCUCAAGGAGGAAAACCCAAACGGCGAUUUCCAGAUUUUGGCAGGGGCCUCCGCAAGUCAGGUGGAAAAGGAAAGAAACACGACAAAGAGGCUUUCAGAGCGUCUUUGGACAGCAGGGGGUCUGCAGAGUUACUGGAGGAAUCUGGAGGAAACUUGUCUCCUGCAGAAUCAAUGACCGCCAUUCCUACAUGCAUACCCUUCUCCUGGUUCGGAGACAGAGAGAAGGAUAAAGACAGAGAAGGUCCGUCCUCCAGCAGCAGCUGCAGCCUGCCGUACACCGCGAGCGAGCCCAGCGGCGAGCAGAACCAUGAACGCAGAAACAAGACAAAUCUCUCCUGGUCUUCUUUAUUCAGUCGCUCGUUAGAUUUGAGUUUGUCAGUGGUAGAUGAUUCUAACCCUGCCAGCCACAGUUCAGACAUCUCUGGGUUAGUUGCUGAACCCAGUCUGUCUGGGCGCUCACACACUUUAAUCUUCUCUUCCAGCGAGACUUUGGAGGAUGAGCCAGCAGCUGCGGGUAAAGACUAUCAAUGGCACAACCGUCCGGUCAGCGAGUGGACCAAUCAGCAGGUCUGCCACUGGUUGAUGGGCAUGAACAUGGACCAGUACACGGCAGAAUUCACUGCUAAAGCCGUGGAUGGCCAACAGCUCCUGCUGUUGGACAGUGACAAGUUAAAGGCUCUUGGUGUUUCCAAUCAAAGUGAUCGCUCAACUAUCAAAAAGAAACUGAAAGAACUGAAAAAAGCCCAGGAGAAGAUGGAAAAACAGCGAGAGAAGAGAGAGAAGGAGAGUCGGCGUAGCGGGAAGCUGCCCGUCCCUUCUGACUCUGUCUGCUGAGGUAUCCCACUCAGAACUCUGAAUAAAGGGAUCUGAGGAAGUCACACAGAAACAUUCUUUUCUGGAACUGAAUGAUGGGGCGUUUGUGUCAGGAGGUCCCUGCACCUCAAACUUGUCAGCCUGAACCUUACUGCUAGGACUGAUGGGAUGCUAAGCUCCGCCCCCACUAAUGAGUUUACCGGGUUUAUGGUGAUUCAAAAUUACCAGUUGGAAUUUGGGCAUCUGUCAGACCUGAAACCAUCAGUCCUGAACAUACAGAUGCUGUUAUUUAUGUUCAUGUUGUCCCUUUCUGUUUUAUUUUUCUCCCAAAAUCAGCGGCAAUUUGAAACAGAAGUCAUGAAAGGUUUGGUUUGUGACCAAAAAUCCAGAUUCCAUCUUUUUAUACCACUGAAACGGCAAAGACACUAUGAUUUUUUUUUUUUUUAAUUCUGAUGUCAUGUUCUUUAAAUUCACAUCCACAAUGAUCUUUGUUUUUUUAAUCAUUUAAUAUUUUCGCUGAACACCUGAUUCCAUGUUUGGCGCUCUGCUAGAACAUGUAAAGUUCAGAUAAAAGCACUAUAUUUGUCUUUUAAGCUUCAACGGGCAGCAAGGUUUUAAAUGUAUAAAUACGUUGUCUACAUGUGCCUGUUAACUGCAUAUCUGUUUUUUUCCUUCCUUUUUUUUACUCAAAUUCCAAUAUUUGUUUUAUAUUAUUCAAAUGUUUCUACUAAGUAGAAUAGCAGAAAAAAAUGAUUUAGCAGAAAAGAAGCAAACAGAUGAGUCUGUUUUGUGCAGAAAAUAACAUUAAAUCACAACAAAAAAAACUGUUUUCUGACUUCUGACAGUCAGAAAACCGUUUUUGGCACCUGCAGCAUCAAUAAACUCACUUUUUAUUAUC